AUGAAGCUCCUUUUUCCUAUCUUUGCCAGCCUUAUGCUACAGUACCAGGUGAACACAGAGUACUUUGGCUUGAGAAGAUGUCUAAUGGGUUUUGGGAGAUGCAAAGACUACUGUGCCGUGGGUGAAACGGAGAUACAGAAAUGCAAGAAGAGGAAAUGUUGCAUUGGACAGAAAGUGGUUCAAAUGAUAAAAAACUACAUGCAAAAUGAAAUGUCCCACACACUUGAAGGGAACUCCCAAGAACACCUACAAGUUACCAAGAAUUCUGAUGCUUCGAUCCAAACAAAAUACCAAAUUUUAUCUCUUCUCCCCAGAACCAAAAGCAUCAGCCCUUUUGCCAACGUCCACCCCCUCCUCAUCCCAAAUGCCACCACUGUAAACUCAGCCAUCACCAACCCUACAACCUCAUGCAAGAUCACAUACACUACAAUUUCUGCCAAGAACGACACCACAGAAAGCAGAGAUUUGGCCACUGACUCCUCACCACCAGCACCACCGCCAUAG
Molecule: messenger RNA, 504 nt
Organism: Puma concolor (puma)
Lineage: Eukaryota; Metazoa; Chordata; Mammalia; Carnivora; Felidae
Gene: DEFB129
Product: defensin beta 129
Source: RefSeq, a predicted model, not a curated record